Molecule: messenger RNA, 2164 nt
Organism: Strongylocentrotus purpuratus (purple sea urchin)
Lineage: Eukaryota; Metazoa; Echinodermata; Echinoidea; Camarodonta; Strongylocentrotidae
Product: pyridoxal phosphate phosphatase PHOSPHO2
Exons: 1
Coding region: 424-1191 (255 amino acids)
Molecular function (GO): phosphatase activity
Source: RefSeq, a predicted model, not a curated record
AUUCCCAGUGACGGGACGUAACGUCACAAUGCACAGUGAAGCUGAACAUUGUUUAAUGGGUAUUCACUCUUCAGACUUCUCAAUGUAAGUUUAUGUUUAAUCUAAAUUUAGUGAAUUCUACUGUCAUACAAACACUGAAUUAGAUAUACGCUUAAUACCUAAGAUAAUUGAUUUUAAGCGGAUCCUCCAAAAAUUGAACGACCGAUACUAACUUUUGUUAAACUAGACCUCUAUCAGGAAGUUCUUGUCUGGCAAUUUUGUUGUAAAUUUCCGGAUAUCUAAUGAUCAAUGUAAUAUUUGUUGUUUGUUGUAUUGUUGGCGUUCGGUAAAGUUGGACUAUGUUUGCCUGAUAACACUUUAUUUUGUCUGUUUAUCUUUCAAUACAAUUUUAAAAGCACAUCUUGUAGGUUUACAAACCUAUCAAUGGCUUCACCAAAGAGAGUCGUGCCGCGUGUUCUGUUGGUCUUGGAUUGCGAUCGUACCAUCAUCGAUGGAAACUCAGACAUAAGAAUUUUUGCUUUACUCCCUGGUCGCAAGGUUCCCGAAGACAUCAAGAAACGAUUCGAAACAGAGCACAACAGCUGGACGAUCUACAUGGGCGAGAUCUUCAAGUAUAUGCACUCGCUCAAUAUCAGAAAGGCAGCAAUCCGUGAAUCGAUCGCAGGAAUACCCCUAACUCCGGGAAUGAAGGAACUCUUAGACUACCAAGCAUCGUGUCCGCAGCUAGACUGCAUCGUUGUUUCCUCCUCCAACUCGUACUAUAUAGACGUCAUUCUAGGGUCACGAAACUUUCGAAAUGGGGUCAGCAAGAUAUACAGCAACCAAGCGGAGUUCAAGAACGGUUACCUGAGGAUUCAGGAGUCGAGUCCCCCUCAGAGGCAGAGCUGCCCUCGGAAGUGUCCGAGGAAUCUCUGUAAGCAGACAUGGUUACGAGCUUUCGUCGGGGAGCAGAAGACAAAGGGUGUCGAGUACGACAGGAUCUGCAUGAUUGGAGAUGGACAUAAUGAUUUUUGUCCUUGUUUUUGUUUGAAGGAAAGAGACUAUGUUUUCCCAAGGAAGGGGUACUCUCUUUUCACGCUCCUUCAGGAACAAAAGGAAAAGAAAAGUCCUAACAAUGAGUGCAUUAAAGCAACUGUUGUACCAUGGGACACCGCCAAAGAAAUCUUAGCUGUCGUGAAAAGUUUCUUUUAGCAUUUAUACUCAUAAAACGACGCUUUUGUGCAAUGUGUUCCAUGCAAUAUAUUUGAUCUAUGAAUGAAAAAUAUGUUGGUCCGACCAUGACCUGUGGUAGCGAUACCAGAAAACGAUUUGUCUCUUUUCCAUUGCCUAAUUUUGACGUUGGUUAAUAUUGAGCAAUGAAAUAAUAAAAAAUGCACGUUAAGUUUGUCUUCUUUUGUUAGGUAAAGUACAUAAAUUGUAUUCCAGUAGAAAACGGGUUUGUUGGUUACUGUAAAUGAGCCGACCCCCCUCUCUCUCUCUCUCUCUCUCUCUCUCUCUCUCUCUCUCUCACGGACUGCCUUUUUUAUUUAUUUUUUUACAUCAUGCAAUUUAAUAAUCAGGUAAAUAUUGGAAAAUAUUUCACUCCAUCAUCUAGUUUAAUAAUCUAGCUAAUAAAAAGAAUUCCUUGUAACUUUUAUCUUUAAAUGAGAUGGAGAUAAACUUACCUUGUAUUGUAAUAUAAUUAUGUCUUAGUCGAACUGUAUGGUUUUUCCAGGUACGCGAAGGACUCGUAUUACUCAGCUUUUUUCAACAUUUUAUUAAGUACCGAUAAUUUUGUAUCCAAAGAAGAAUUGUGAUAGGUUAAUUUACAUAAGUCACAGGAUGUUAAUGAAUUAAGUAUUUAAAUAUUUCAGUAGAGUAGAAAAUUUGCCACGAUUGAAAGAUCAAUCAGAUGAUUUCUAUCACUGACUGUUUGAGAAAUACCGAUUUUUAAUAUUUUUAGAUCGGCUCCAAAGUUGCACUCGCGUAUGACGUAGUGUUUAUUAAUUACGGUGCAUUCCAAUCUUAGGAAAGUUGUGAAUUGUUGAAUAUUAACCCGUAUUAUCUUUGAAUUAUUAUACAUUUAUAAUCCAUGGGUUGUAUUUGGCCUUGUAAUAAAGAUUUAUCUCGAGUAUGAGAUUGUUUAAUAUUUUGUAUAAACCAUUCUUAGAAGAAUAAAUAUGAA